Messenger RNA from Trichoderma atroviride IMI 206040, 1390 nucleotides. RefSeq lists its product as uncharacterized. The record is from RefSeq and is a predicted model, not a curated record. Gene Ontology annotation, cellular component: membrane. NCBI's taxonomy places the organism in Eukaryota, Fungi, Ascomycota, Sordariomycetes, Hypocreales, Hypocreaceae. Gene Ontology annotation, molecular function: transmembrane transporter activity. Gene Ontology annotation, biological process: transmembrane transport.
GACCCGGGGCCGCCUCCUGAUGGCGGGAAACGAGCUUGGGCACAGGUCAUCGCCGGCCACAUGAUUGUUCUCAAUACAUGGGGCUACAUCAGCUCAUUCGGCGUAUUUCAGACCUUUUACACCAGCAUGCUGGAUCGUUCGCCAUCCGACAUUUCUUGGAUCGGUUCAGUCCAGAUAUUCCUACUCUUCUUUAUCGGCGUCCUCGCCGGUAGAAUCUCGGACGCGGGCUACUUUAACCAAUUGGUGAUACUGGGUUUUAUCCUGCAGAUGAUUGGCAUCUUCACCACUUCCGCGGCGACGCAGUACUGGCAGAUCUUCCUGGCCCAAGGCAUCUGCAUGGGAUUGGGCAAUGGCUGCCUAUUCUGCCCCAGCUUGGCCGUCGUCUCGACCUACUUUAGCAAGCGGCGGGCGCUCGCGAUAGGCAUCAUCUCCAGUGGCACGGGAGUAGGGGGUUUAGUAUUUCCAAGCAUCGCCCGCCAGUUGCUGCCGUCGAUUGGAUUCGGCUGGACCGUCAGGACGAUUGGAUUCGUCCAGCUUGUGACACUGGGGGCGGCGCUUCUUGCGCUGAAACCGCGUGUCCCGCCUCGAAAGUCUGGCCCCUUGUUUGAGUUUUCGGCGUUCAGGGACGCAGAGUAUUCCCUUUAUGUGUGCGGUGCCUUCUUUUGUUUCCUGGCUCUUUAUUUCGCCUACUACUACGUCGCCUCGUUCGGCCGCGAGAAAAUCGGGCUGAGCUAUGCAGACGGCCUGAAUCUGCUACUGGUGAUAAACAGCGUUGGCAUCACAGGGCGUAUAGCCCCCAACUUCAUAGCUGAUCGGCUUGGACCCAUCACCGUCCUCAUUCCCUUCGCCUUACUUUCUGGGAUUGGCAUGCUGUGCUGGAUGGCCGUCAAAAAUGUCGCGGGACUCUACGUCUGGAUUGCCUUCUACGGAACAUUCGCCGGAGGUGUCCAAAGUCUGGUUCCUGCGGGACUGAGCAGUCUAACUAUUGACCUUCAGAAAGCGGGCGUGCGAUUGGGAAUGAUGUUCACAGUCAUGAGUUUUGCCGCGUUGACGGGACCGCCGAUUGCAGGCCAAAUCAUCUCUGCGGCCCAUGGGGCGUACUUUGGUGCCGAAAUAUUUGCAGGCAUAUCCUUGCUGAUAGGAUCAGCGUUCUUUAUUGCGGCCAAGUGGGCCAAAUGUCGUCGAAUAGAAGGGAGUUCAAUUUGGACGACAAGAGUGUGAGCAGGAAGCUUUGCAGGAAAAUAUUAGAAUUAAUUACAAGACCUAAAAUAGAUACGUUCCAUAUAGAGACGCAAUAGACGCAUAAUAUUAUAUACACAGAGAGCUUACUAGACUUGAACAUUACAUUUUCAUACAAAGAGUAACUGGAACUUUAUGUUUUCCUAGAUUG